AUGGUGAAGCACAACAACGAAAUCCCCCACCAGCACUUCAAGAAGGAUUGGCAAGGGUACGUCAUUAUCUCCUUUUACGCCGCGUUUAUCGUUCGCGUCUUCGAGAACGCGCGUCGAAUAGCGUUCAUUUUCUCCCUUUUUUCCCUUUACGCGCGCGAACCCCGCUCACUCACGAAUUUUAAUCUAUUCUCUUAUUACAGGAACUGCUCGCAAUCUUUCGUGCGAACAUGGUUUAACCAAGCCGGUCGCAAGAAGUCCCGUAGAAUUGCACGCGAGAAGAAAGCAAAAGCUACCUUCCCGCGCCCAGUCUCUGGUGCUUUGAGACCGGCGGUCCAAUGCCCGACGCAAAGAUACAACUUUAAGCAAAGACUCGGCAGAGGUUUCACGCUCGAGGAGUUGAAAGCGGCUGGUAUCCCGAAAAAACUCGCCCCGACCAUUGGCAUUUGCGUCGACCACAGGCGAAAAAACAGAUCGGAGGAGUCUUUGACGACAAACGUGGAGAGAUUAAAGGCGUACAUGUCUAACUUGAUCCUCUUCCCGCGUAAGAACUCGAAGCCGAAGCACGGCGAUGCGGACAAGGCUACGAUCGCGGCUGCCACGCAGCACAAGGGUGCUACUAUUAUGCCGUUGGAGAAGAAGAAGUCUGGUGCGGUUGAGAUGGUCACGGUGACGGAUGAAAUGAAAUCCUUCAAGGCGUACCAAAAGUUGAGAACGGAGAUGAUGAACGUCUGGCAGGUUGGCCCGAGAAUCAAGAAGGCGGAAGAAGCGGCCAAGAAGGCGGAGGAGGAUGCCAAGCUCGCGAAGAUGAAGUAA
Messenger RNA from Bathycoccus prasinos, 813 nucleotides. RefSeq lists its product with no specific name. Bases 1 to 813 code for a protein of 270 amino acids. Gene Ontology annotation, biological process: translation. Gene Ontology annotation, molecular function: RNA binding; structural constituent of ribosome. The record is from RefSeq and is a predicted model, not a curated record. Gene Ontology annotation, cellular component: ribosome; cytosolic large ribosomal subunit. The transcript has 2 exons. Lineage: Eukaryota; Viridiplantae; Chlorophyta; Mamiellophyceae; Mamiellales; Bathycoccaceae.